Molecule: messenger RNA, 10778 nt
Organism: Homarus americanus (American lobster)
Lineage: Eukaryota; Metazoa; Arthropoda; Malacostraca; Decapoda; Nephropidae
Gene: ck
Product: myosin-VIIa-like
Exons: 38
Coding region: 194-6787 (2197 amino acids)
Cellular component (GO): cytoskeleton; myosin complex
Molecular function (GO): ATP binding; cytoskeletal motor activity; protein binding
Source: RefSeq, a predicted model, not a curated record
GGUAACAGCAGUGCAGUGUGUGACGAGCUACUUUGUCCCCUCUCCGUCCGUCUGCCGUCUUUCUCCCGUCACCUACUGGAUAGAAAAGAAAGAACAAUACAGGUAUACACUAUAAAUCUGUCAAAGUGAGAUAGUACAUAAUCAAAGUAUUGUACGCGGGGGGGCCAAGGACCUUCCCCUUAUCUCUUGCGAUAUGGCAAAGGAUAAGAAGGAGAAGGAGAAUGAUAACGAUGAGAAGGACAAAGGAAAGAAGAAGAAGGAUGCAGGACAACAUUUUUUCCCGGGGGACUACAUAUGGAUCGAGCCAGUAUCACGCAGGGAGUUCGACGUGGCCAUUGGAGCUCGGGUGGUGAGCGCUGAGGGGCGACGAAUUCAGGUACAAGACGACGACGGCCAGGAACAAUGGCUGACCCCAGAGAGACGUAUCAAGGCGAUGCACCCCACAUCAGUUCAGGGGGUGGAGGACAUGAUAUCUCUGGGGGACCUCCACGAAGCUGGGAUCCUCCGUAACCUCCUUAUAAGAUACAACGAGAACCUCAUAUACACAUACACCGGAUCCAUCUUGGUGGCAGUGAAUCCGUACCAGAUCCUACCCAUCUACACCGUGGACCAGAUCAAGCUGUACAGGGGGAAGAAGAUCGGAGAGUUACCGCCCCAUAUCUUUGCCAUCGGUGACUCUUGCUACAAUAACAUGAGACGUUUUAAGCAAGACCAGUGCAUCGUUAUCAGCGGAGAAUCAGGCGCAGGGAAGACGGAGAGCACCAAGCUAAUUCUCCAGUAUUUAGCAGCGAUCUCCGGGAAACACUCCUGGAUAGAGCAGCAGAUCCUGGAGGCCAAUCCCAUUCUGGAAGCCUUCGGUAACGCCAAGACGAUCCGUAACGACAACUCAUCGCGUUUUGGCAAAUACAUCGACAUCCACUUCACCAAAGACGGGGUCAUCGAGGGAGCCUCCAUAGAGCAGUACCUCCUGGAGAAGUCACGCCUCGUCUCUCAGGGCACGGACGAAAGGAACUACCACAUCUUCUACUGUAUGUUGGCGGGCAUGACUCGGGAGGAGAGGCAGAAGCUGGAACUGACGGACGCAUCUCAGUAUAAAUAUCUGACAGGGGGCGGCAGCAUAACUUGCGAGGGGCGGGACGACGCUCGGGAAUUCGCCGACAUUCGCUCCGCCAUGAAAGUUCUGAUGUUUAGCGACUCGGAGGUGUGGGAGAUUCUGAAGAUCCUGGCAGCUACCCUCCAUAUGGGCAACGUCAAGUUCAAGGGCAAGAUUAUAGAUAAUCUUGAUGCCUCGGAGAUCCCUGACACGACCUCGAUGGUGAGGGUGGCGAGGUUCCUGGGUGUUGAGCCGCGGGCCAUGAAGGAAGCACUGACCACUCGCACCAUCUUUGCCCAGGGGGAGACAGUGGUAUCUCAUCUUAGCCAUAGUCAAGCCACGGACGUAAGGGACGCGUUCGUGAAGGGCAUCUAUGGGCGUCUCUUCAUCUGGAUCGUCAGCAAAGUCAACGCAGCUAUUUAUAAGCCCGAGACGUCUCACAGGACAUCGAUUGGCGUCCUCGACAUCUUUGGUUUCGAGAAUUUUAAAACCAACAGCUUCGAGCAGUUCUGCAUCAACUACGCCAACGAGAACCUGCAACAGUUCUUCGUGCAGCACAUCUUUAAGUUAGAACAAGAGGAAUAUAACUCGGAGAACAUCAACUGGCAGCACAUCGAGUUUGUGGACAAUCAGGACACUCUAGACCUGAUCGCCAUUAAGCAGCUCAAUAUUAUGGCGCUGGUGGACGAGGAGUCAAAGUUCCCCAAGGGCACAGACCAGACCAUGUUGCAGAAGCUCCACAAGCAACACUCCAGGCACAAGCAGUAUCUCAAGCCCAAGUCGGACCUCAAUGCAUCGUUUGGUAUCAACCACUUCGCUGGCGUUGUGUUCUACGACACCAGAGGAUUCCUGGAGAAGAACCGAGACACCUUCAGUGCUGACCUCCUGCAGCUUAUCCACAACACCUCCAAUAAGUUCCUCCAACAUCUCUUUAUUGAGGAUAUAGGGAUGGGAUCAGAGACGAGAAAGAGAGCACCGACCCUGUCUGCCCAGUUCAAGAAGUCCCUUGACAUGUUGAUGAAGACUCUGCUCUCCUGUCAGCCCUUCUUCAUACGAUGCAUCAAGCCAAAUGAAUUCAAGAAACCGAUGCUAUUUGACCGUGAGUUGUGCUGCCGUCAACUCCGUUACUCUGGCAUGAUGGAGACGAUCAGGAUCCGUCGGGCGGGUUACCCCAUCCGCCACACCUUCAGGGAGUUUGUGGAGAGAUACAGGUUCCUCAUUAAUGGGUGUCCUCCUGCACACAAGGUCGACUGCCAUGCUGCCACUAGCAAAAUCUGCCAGCAAGUGUUAGGUCGGGCGGACUACCAGCUCGGGCACACCAAGGUCUUCCUCAAGGAUGCCCACGACCUCUUCCUCGAGCAAGAACGAGACAGAGUUCUGACCAAGAAAAUCACGAUCCUUCAGCGAUGCGUCCGAGGAUGGUACUACAGGAGAAGGUUCCAGAAGAUGCGAGAGAGUGCCAUCAUCAUUCAGAAGUACUACCGAGCCCACGCCCAGAAGAGACGCUACCAGAACAUGAGGGUCGGUUACAUGAGACUCCAGGCCCUUAUACGUUCGAGGGUCGUGUCUCAUCGCUUCAGGCAUCUACGAGGACACAUUGUCUCUUUGCAGGCGAGGUGUCGAGGAUAUCUGGUACGAAGAGAAUUCCUCCGCAAGAUGUGGGCGGUGACCAAAAUCCAGGCGCAGGUUCGGGGGCUGAUAGCGCGUCGCCAGUACCGCAAGUUGAAGAUGAGGGUAGAAGCUGCCAGGCUAAAGGAGGAAGAGGAGAAAGUGUUGAGGAAGCAGAUGGAUAAGCGUAAGGCCAGGGAGAUCGCAGAGAUGAAGUAUAGGGAACGCAUGAUGGAAAUGGAGCUGGCGGACGAACAGCGGGCAGUCGAGGAACGGGAGAUGAUGGACCGCAAGAGAGCCCUGGUAUUGGAGGCCGAGAGACAGAGAGACGAGCCAGUUGACGACUCUAAACUUGUGGAACAGAUGUUUGAUUUCCUCCCAGACUCCGCCUCCGAAGCCCAGGCGCCUCCGUCGGCCUUUAAGGAUCUACCAACAGCCGGGAAGGGAACAGUGUCUGGGGACGACAUCAUCUCGGCAAUACCUCGCCCGGCUGGUGAUCAAGACGAAGACCUCUCGGAGUACAAGUUCCAGAAGUACGCCACAACGUACUUCCAGGGCAACGUGAACCACCAGUACUCCAGGAAGCAGCUCAAACAGCCUCUGAUGCAGCUCCAGACACAAGGAGAUCAGUUGGCGGCCAUGGCACUGUGGAUCACAAUACUCCGCUUCAUGGGCGACAUGGCCGAGCCCAAGUACCACAUGAUGGACCGGGACAACACCUCCGUAAUGUCCAAAGUCUCCGCCACCCUCGGUAGGAACUUCAUCAAGAGCAAGGAGUUCCAGGAGGCUCAGCUGAUGGGCAUGGAUCCUGUAAGUCAUGUUGUAAGGGAGCAAGAGGUUCUGUAUAUGUCUCAAAAGAAUCGUAGCAUCCGACACAAGUUGGUCUCCCUGACGCUGAAGAGGAAAAAUAAGCUGGGGGACGACGUACGACGACGCCUCCAGGAGGACGAGUAUACCGCAGAGAGCUAUUCGUCCUGGCUUGACUCGCGCCCGACCUCCAACCUCGAGAAGUUGCAUUUUAUCAUCGGUCAUGGCAUCCUGAGGGCUGAGCUGAGAGAUGAGGUUUACUGUCAGAUCUGUAAACAGCUCAGCAACAACCCCUCCAAGUCAUCACACGCACGAGGUUGGAUCCUUCUUUCACUGUGCGUCGGCUGUUUCGCCCCGUCCGAGGAUUUCGUCAAGUACCUCCUCUCCUUUAUCCGUGAGGGACCCCCGGGGUACGCGCCCUACUGUGAGGAGAGACUCAAGAGGACCUUCGCUAAUGGUACCAGGAACCAACCACCAAGUUGGUUGGAGUUACAGGCCACCAAGUCCAAGAAGCCGCUCAUGUUACCCAUCACCUUUAUGGACGGCAACACCAAGACUCUCUACGCAGACUCGGCGACGACGGCCCGAGAGCUGUGUAACCAACUGUCGGACAAGAUAGGGCUGCGAGAUCAGUUCGGAUUUUCCCUCUACAUCGCUCUAUUUGAUAAGGUGUCGUCGUUGGGCAGCGGGGGCGACCACGUCAUGGAUGCCAUCAGUCAGUGCGAGCAGUAUGCCAAAGAACAAGGUGCCCAGGAGAGGAACGCCCCCUGGAGGCUGUUUUUCCGCAAGGAGAUCUUCGCCCCAUGGCACGACCCCACCGAGGACCCCGUCGCUACCAACCUCAUAUACCAGCAGGUCGUCCGAGGGGUCAAGUUCGGAGAGUACCGGUGCGACAAGGACGAAGACCUGGCCAUGAUCGCCGCUCAACAGUACUACAUAGAGUUCAGUAUAGAGAUGAACACCGACCGACUCUUCAACAACCUCCCGGGCUACAUCCCAGACUACUGUGUGUCGGCGGGGGAUAAGGCCAUCGACCGGUGGGCCAACCUGGUCGUGGCGGCGUACAAGAAGAGUUACUACGUUAAGGAGAGAGUUCAGACCCUCAAGGUUAAGGAGGAUGUGGUCAGUUAUGCCAAAUUCAAGUGGCCUCUCUUGUUCUCCAGAUUCUAUGAGGCAUUCAGAUAUUCGGGACCAAACUUACCCAAGAAUGACGUAAUCAUCGCGGUCAACUGGACGGGCGUUUACGUGGUGGACGACCAGGAACAAGUCCUUCUGGAGCUGUCGUUCCCGGAGAUAACUACAGUGUCCUGCAAUAAAACACAGAAGGUGUACACGCAGACCUUCACCUUAUCCACAGUACGAGGGGAAGAGUUUACCUUCCAGAGCCCCAACAGUGAAGACAUAAGGGACCUUGUGGUGUACUUCCUGGAGGGGCUCAAGAAGCGGUCCAAGUUUGUCAUAGCCCUGCAGGAUUAUAAAGCCCCUAGUGAGAACUCCUCCUUCUUAACCUUCAAUAAGGGCGACCUCAUUCUUCUGGAGGAGGACUCGUCGGGGGAGACCGUCAUGAACGCCGGCUGGUGCGUGGGCAGGUGUGAACGAACCAACGAGAGAGGAGACUUCCCCGCCGAGACCGUCUACGUCCUCCCUGCGGUCACUAAGCCUCCGCCAGAUAUUUUGGCACUGUUUACGGCCGAGGGUGCGGAACACGGCCGCAAGCUGUUCACUCCACAACUGAACGGGACGGAACCGCAGGAGAAGCCACACACCCUGGAGGAGUACGCUCUGGAUCACUUCAGGCUACCUCCAAAACGCACAGUAUCACGGUCGAUCACCCUGACCUCCGCACGUCGCCCCACCAACGAGUGUCUGUGGAAGUACUCGCGAGAACCUAUAAAACAGCCGCUACUGAAGAAGUUGGUGCACAAGGAGGAGCUGGCGCAGGAAGCCGUGUACGCUUUUAACGCCGUGCUGAAGUACAUGGGAGACUUACCCUCCAGGAGGAACCGGCAGGGUAACGACCUCACCGAUCAGAUCUUCGACGGUCCUCUCAAACACGAGAUCCUCAGGGACGAGAUAUACUGCCAGGUUAUGAAGCAGCUGACUGAGAACAGGAACAGGCUGAGUGAGGAGCGAGGGUGGGAGCUCAUGUGGCUGGCGACUGGUCUCUUCGCCUGCUCCCAGAAUCUCGUCAAGGAAUUAACGCAGUUCUUAAGGACCAGACGGCAUCCCAUAGCGCAAGACUCGCUCCACAGGCUACAGAAGACGCUCAAACACGGCCAACGUAAAUAUCCCCCACACCAGGUCGAGGUCGAGGCCAUCCACCACAAGACGACGCAGAUCUUCCAUAAGGUGUACUUCCCCGACGACACGGACGAGGCCUUCGAGGUCGACUCAUCCACCCGAGCCAAGGACUUCUGCUCCUCUAUAGCACAUCGCCUCAACCUCAAGAGCUCGGAAGGGUUCUCACUGUUUGUGAAGAUCGCCGAUAAAGUCAUAUCAGUACCUGAGGGAGACUUCUUCUUCGACUUCGUCCGUCACCUCACAGACUGGAUCAAGAAAGCUCGGCCGUCCAGAGAUGGUACAACGCCUCACUUCACCUACCAAGUGUUCUUCAUGAAGAAACUCUGGACCAACACAGUACCGGGAAAAGACCGCAACGCAGAUAUUAUAUUCCACUUCCACCAAGAGCUUCCUAAACUCCUCAGAGGGUAUCACCGCUGCACCAAAGAUGAAGCGUCGAGGUUAGCCGCCUUGGUCUACCGCGUCCGCUUCGCCGAGAGUAAACAAGAACUUGCCCUCAUUCCGAACAUGUUAAGAGACCUCAUACCAGCAGACUUGGCCAAAUCCCAGAGCACCAACGAGUGGAAGAGAGUGAUAGUUCAGCACUAUAAUGGUGACGCUGGUAUGAGCCCAGAGGAGGCCAAGAUAUCCUUCCUCAAGGUAAUAUACCGCUGGCCCACCUUCGGCUCGGCUUUCUUCGAGGUCAAACAGACAACCGACCCCAACUACCCAGAGCAUCUCCUUAUUGCCAUUAACAAGCAAGGGGUCUCUCUCAUCCACCCAGUCACAAAGGAAAUCCUCGUCACCAACCCCUUCACGAGAAUCAGCAACUGGUCGUCCGGGAACACGUACUUCCACAUGACCAUCGGCAACUUAGUCAGAGGCACCAAACUGCUGUGUGAGACGUCCCUCGGCUACAAGAUGGACGACCUCUUGACCUCCUAUAUAUCGCUAAUGUUAACUAAUAUGAAUAAACAAAAAACUCUGCGUCUGAAAUAGAAUAUAAAGCUCAACUAGGAACAUGUUUACAAUCAUUUACAUUGAAGACUGUUUUAGCUUCUCUUAAAAUUAUUAUGACUACUAAUAAUAAUAUGUUGCAUACAAUGGAUGUCUGACAUUGUGUUUUAGCUACAGUUAAAAUUAUUCACAAUUUUUAUAACCGUAUUUUGAUAGAAAUGUACGGUAAUUACCAUGAGAUUCAGGCAUGAGGAUUGUCAAUGUGUGUGUGUGUGUCUGGUACGCUGUAAGACUUUGGACGGUUAUCAGGAAAAAUAAAUUCACUGAAAUACCAAAUAAAUUCAUCAAUUUAGAUUCUCUCGCCAUGGACCUUCCAAAAGCUGUCGAGCAUAAUUCAUGGAAAUUACAAUGAACGAAAGAGUGCGUCUUUUCUCGCUAUUUACCACAGCAAGCUGUAGGGAUCACCACCGGAGGCCGUUGACUUCCAUCUCCGUGUCAAAAAGUUUAGCAUUAUCACCACCAUGUUAAAAAAUUCAUAUACGUAAUCAAUAUUAUUUUACAUGAUUAUUGUAAUUUACAGAUUUAAUCGUGAUAAGUGAUAAUUAUUUCUAGUUACCGUACAGUCUCAGUCAAAAGUUCCACCACCCUCCUACUGCUCCACGAACCCCGGGAUUCAAAUUGACGAACCCGGACACGAUGCAUUAUUCUAUCUAUGGAGGCUUCCAAUUCAUGAGCCUGAAUCUUGGAGUUUGUGGAGCAGCAGAAGAGGCGACAGGACCCGUGACUGUACCCAAUAUCAUCCACUGUGUCAAUUCAUCGACUAAUAAACGUGAUAAUGAACGAUCUUGUUUACAGAAGCCGAUGUGACAGUACAAUACACCUAACCAGUUGUCGCCACCUUUGAUGUUCUCUGAGGCGGUGAUCCCCGUACAGUAGUGACAGAACCAUUUAUAAACAAGAGUGUAGAUUAAUUUCUAAAGACAAGUAGAGUUUUAAUAUUAUUUAAUGGGAGUUAAUUAAGCUGAGGCAAUGCACUGAUAACCAAAUGUAGAGGAAAGACAGUGUUCAUUACCAGAAGAACACAGUUAUUAUUAAAAGAUAUUUAUCAUCUUUUUUAUUUUAUUUUUAAUUGGAUUUGGAAUUUUAUUGUUAUGCAUUUGGCUGGAUGGGCCCUUUUAAUACAUAACUCUGUAUGUAUUUAUAUAUAUCUAAUCAAAUCUAUUCAGUAUUUCUAAUAUUAUUAACUAAAGGAAAAACAGAACUUUAAAGAGAGUAUGAGAGAGGCUAAGAGAUGCUUGAAUGUGUAUGUAAGAAGGAAGUGUCACAAAGAUACUGUACUAUAUGUAUUACCACUGUCAGGGCUGGCGGUCUUCUCAACCAUUACAUACACCGUUACGCUCCCACGGCCGAGGCAGAGCCGAGACGUCUGGCUACACACGGCACAAAUGUUUUUAAGUGCAGACGAGUGAAGCUCCAAAGACUUGAAUUAGGGCCAGGGUCUUAGGGCCAUUAAAGACCAGAGGGUAGAGAGAAUUAGGGCCAGGGUCUUAGGGCCAUUAAAGACCAGAGGGUAGAGAGAAUUAGGGCCAGGGUCUAGGGGCCAUUAAAGACCAGAGGGUAGAGAGAAUUAGGGCCAGAGUCUUAGGGCCAUUAAUCCUCUUAUGAACCAGAUGGUAAAAUACAGUGAUUAGAUUGAAGUCCGAGGAACACAUAGAGGAUACAAAUAAGUACAUACGGGUUUAUACUGUACCCACAAGUUCAAUUUGAGUCAAAAGAACUUCCAUCGGGGGAAAAAAUAAACCCCCCCCCCUCUCCCCCAUCACCACUACCAUUGGCCUCAACCCCCUCUCCUCUCCCCCACCAUCACCACCACUGGCUCCGACAUCCUACCCUCUCCACCACUGGCUCCAACAUCCUCCCUCUCCACCAUCCUCCCCUCUCCACCAUCAGCUCCAACACCCUCCCUCUCCACCACCAGCUCCAACAUCCUCCCCUCUCCACCAUCAGCUCCAACACCCUGCCAGAGAGUUGUAAACACUGUUAUGAACGCUGGUAAUCUUUGCCUUCACAACUCAACAUAAUAAUUAACCUUAACACAACCGUACUUAUCCUAUUGACCCUAGAGAGAUAUAUCAUAAUUAUAUUGGAUUGUAAUUACCACUUAACUACAGGAAGCUACUGUUUAUAAUCGUCAAUAAAACAAUUGGUGUGUGUAUUAGUCCGUCCGUCUGUGUGUGUGUGUGUGUGUGUAAGUUUCGGUUCUUAAAUUACAAUAAUAUUUUAAACUUGUUAUGUCGGGUAUUAUUAAGAAUGUAUAAUUUCUCUUUUGUCUCUAAAUUAAGCAGAUUUAUUAUGGUUGUUGUACAUUUCAAUACAUGUUGCUAAUUAGGGCACAAUAUGCGCUUCCUCUACUGAUGUAAUUAUUGUAUUUUGUUCCAAUUUUCCUUCAAAUAUUUUUAUUAAUGUAGACGUGUCGAGAAUAAGGUUGCGGAUUUAUUAUUGGGAUAACGACUAAACAUUAAGCAGUGUAGUAAAGAAAGAACCAGUCUUAUUUAUGAGCUGUAUAUAUAUAGAUAUUAAUUAUUGGUUCGUCCGCAGUGUUUAGGAACGAAUUUGUGUUUUUUAUUAUAUACGAGGGUCAACGUUGCAGCCCUCCCGUCGCAUUCUCUCUCGUCAAGUGAAAACAAAAACAUAGUUCCCACAAUGUUUACCGAUACGUUGAUUUACACAAGGAUGACGAUGAUCCCUUGAGGUUCGCUUAAACCAGAAUAUAAACUACAACAGAUAUUCUCCAUCCACACACUGUCAUUCACUCUCUUCUGACAACUGUAACACCUGGGGUUUAUAUUUCCAGUAGGAGCCUGUUAAAACUGGGGUCUAUUUUAUCAGUAGGGACCUGUUAAAACUAGGAACUAUUUUAUCAGUAGGGACCUGUUAAAACUAGGAACUAUUUUAUCAGUAGGGACCUGUUAAAACUAGGAACUAUUUUAUCAGUAGGGACCUGUUAAAACUAGGAACUAUUUUACCAGUAGGGACCUGUUAAAACUAGGAACUAUUUUACCAGUAGGGACCUGUUAAAACUAGGAACUAUUUUAUCAGUCACCUUUAUACUAUAACAUUCCAUAUUUUCAUUUUUCAUACAGUACAGUAUCUCUAGCAAUGAAUUAUUCUGCAUCAUAGAUUCUCACCCACAAGUGCUAAAUGUGUCUUAUAUAUAUAUACAUGGGCGUCUGGUCAAAUGAGCCUCGAUCCAAAUGUGCGGUGUGGUGUCAAAUGAGCCUUGAUCCUAGUGUGCAGUGUGGUCAAAUGAGCCUUGAUCCUAAUGUGCAGUGUGUGGUCAAACGAGCCUCGAUCCUAAUGUGCCUUAACCCUUAUGAAUCGUGAGUCUUAACACCAAUAUGUAAAUGACUAACAGACAGUACACUACCAUGGCUGUACUGAUUUAUCUGAUUGUGAGAGGGUGUUUAUCAUACCAUUACAGUGUACAGUAAUUACAGGGUAUUAUAAUUCUUUUUUGUGUAGGAAUAUGUCAUUACUGUUUACAAGUGAAGCUGGGUGAAGAUUCUCAGAGAUUUGUAUGUUAAUUUAUCCUUUUCUGUGUGAAUAAUAGUAAUAAACACAGGCAUCUACUUACGAUAGGCGAAGUUCUUGAUUCCAUUUUAACUCGGCUCUUUGUGGCGGAACCGAGUUCUCACGCUUCCAGUUUAGGGUUGAUUACACAUACAGUGAAGCUUGUAUCUAAUGCACCUCCAUAUUGUCCGUUAGGCGAAGGUUCCACGUCUAACAAAACUCUCAUCUAAUGGUCUUCCCUUCUGCCAUAACUUAUGAGGGUCAGUGUAAUGCAUCGUCCUACACUUAAGGAAGAAAUUCAUCAUAAGAAUCUUUGAGAGACUGGGAGUGUAGGCUUGUAACUGACCCAAAUAAACACACGUCUGAACGGUAUUAACACCGAGAAAAGCAACCUUGUUCUUGAUACCACAUUGUUGUAUAAUUAUUAUUUUGUAAUGAUUUACAAAUAAAUAUUCUUAGCAAU